Molecule: messenger RNA, 1191 nt
Organism: Penicillium antarcticum
Lineage: Eukaryota; Fungi; Ascomycota; Eurotiomycetes; Eurotiales; Aspergillaceae
Product: C2H2-type zinc finger protein
Exons: 2
Coding region: 1-1191 (396 amino acids)
Cellular component (GO): cytoplasm; nucleus
Molecular function (GO): RNA polymerase II cis-regulatory region sequence-specific DNA binding
Source: RefSeq, a predicted model, not a curated record
AUGCCACCACCGGCUACUUUAGGAUUUUCCAAUCUGCUCAAUCCAGACGCCUCGCCAGACUCAACUCCCUCGACUCCCGGUGACUCAAACUCGUCAAUGGCUUCUUCUGUAAGCCUGCUGCCACCGCUCAUGAAGGGUGCUCGUCCUGCGACCGAGGAGGUCCGUCAGGAUCUGCCCCGGCCGUACAAGUGCCCUCUUUGCGACCGUGCCUUCCACCGCUUGGAGCACCAGACAAGACAUAUCCGGACGCACACCGGCGAGAAGCCCCACGCCUGCCAGUUCCCUGGCUGCACCAAGCGAUUCUCUCGCUCCGAUGAACUCACUCGUCACUCGCGCAUCCACAACAACCCCAAUUCGCGCCGCAGUAACAAGGCUCAGCACUUGGCAGCGGCUGCCGCCGCAGCUGCAAACCAGGAUGCGGGUAUGGUCAACGCCGCCAACAUGAUGCCUCCUCCCAGCAAGCCCAUCACUCGCUCCGCACCCGUGUCGCAAGUUGGAUCCCCGGAUGUUUCACCGCCUCACUCGUUCUCCAACUACGCCAACCAUAUGCGCUCAAAUCUGGGACCGUACUCGCGCAACACCGAGCGCGCCUCUUCCGGCAUGGAUAUCAACCUGCUAGCCACGGCCGCAUCACAGGUUGAGCGCGACGACCACAUGGGAUUCCACGGCUCACGCGGCCACCAAAUGUUCGGCUCUCGUCACGGCACUGGCCGUGGUCUCCCCCUCGCUCUCGGCCUACGCCAUCUCCCAGAACAUGACCCGCGGUCUCGUCCCAACUCGCCCAACUCCACCGCUCCCUCUUCUCCUACUUUCUCUCAUGACUCUCUGUCCCCAACUCCCGACCAUACUCCCCUGGCGACCCCUGCACACUCGCCCCGUCUGCGCCCUCUCGGUGCCAGCGAGCUGCACUUGCCUUCAAUCCGCCACCUGUCUCUCCAGCACACGCCCGCUCUCGCGCCCAUGGAACCCCAAGCCGAGGGCCCCAACUACUACAGCCCCAGUCAGGGACACAUGGGCUCGACCAUUGCAGACAUCAUGUCCAAACCCGACGGCACACAGCGCAAGUUACCUGUUCCUCAGGUCCCCAAGGUCGCAGUGCAGGACAUGUUGAAUCCCGCAGCUGGAUUCUCUUCCAUGAACUCCUCCGCCAAUAACUCCGUGGCAGGCGGCGAUCUGGCAGACCGAUUCUAA